UGUAGUAGCCGGUUAUGGCGGCGGUGUGUGUUUGUCCAUGAGGUGGGGGACGCCUGCUAUUCUUGCGGUCUGUGACAGAGCGAUCUGGGCGAGGCGCUGCCAUGGCUGGAGUGUUUGACAUUGAUUUGGACCAGCCGGAGGAUAAUGUCUCCGACGAUGAGAAUGAGGAGGCUCAACUCAACGAUAUCAUGGACCAGUGCAGUGGAUUUGAGUUCAACAUGGAUGACUGUGAGAAGAUCGAGAUAUCAGAAGACAACGUCAAUCAGGGGACAGAGAACAUCAGACCAGAGUGCUUUGAGCUGCUUCGGGUCCUGGGAAAAGGGGGGUAUGGAAAGGUUUUUCAAGUUCGAAAGGUAGUUGGGGCUGCAUCAGGCAAAAUAUUUGCCAUGAAAGUUUUAAAAAAGGCUAUGAUUGUACGCAAUGCCAAGGACACAGCGCACACCAAGGCGGAGAGGAACAUCCUGGAGGAAGUGAAGCAUCCAUUCAUUGUUGAUCUAAUCUAUGCCUUUCAGACUGGAGGAAAACUGUAUCUCAUCCUGGAGUACCUGAGUGGUGGAGAACUUUUCAUGCAGCUGGAGAGAGAAGGCAUCUUCAUGGAGGACACAGCCUGUUUCUACCUGGCAGAGAUCUCCAUGGCUCUGGGUCACCUGCAUCAGAAGGGCAUCAUCUACAGAGACUUAAAGCCUGAGAACAUCAUGCUCAACAGCCAAGGUCAUGUGAAGUUGACAGACUUUGGUCUGUGCAAAGAGUCGAUUCAUGACGGCACGGUCACCCACACUUUCUGUGGUACCAUUGAAUACAUGGCUCCUGAGAUCUUAAUGAGAAGCGGACACAACAGAGCAGUAGACUGGUGGAGUCUGGGCGCUCUGAUGUACGACAUGCUUACAGGAGCGCCCCCAUUCACGGGUGAAAACCGGAAGAAGACCAUCGACAAGAUCCUGAAAUGUAAGCUCAGCCUCCCACCCUACCUCACACAAGAAGCCAGAGAUCUUCUCAAACGGCUCCUAAAGAGAAACGCCUCGUCACGGUUGGGAGCUGGAGCGGGAGAUGCCACAGAGGUGCAGGCUCAUCCCUUCUUCCGACACAUCAACUGGGAGGAUCUGCUGGCUCGGAAAGUGGAGCCUCCCUUUAAACCUUUCCUGCAAUCAGCUGAAGAUGUUAGUCAGUUUGACUCAAAGUUCACCAGUCAGACGCCCGUUGACAGUCCUGAUGACUCGACCCUCAGCGAGAGUGCCAACCAAGCCUUCCUGGGAUUCACAUAUGUAGCUCCAUCAGUUCUGGAAAACAUUAAGGAAAAGUUCUCAUUUGAGCCAAAAAUCCGCUCACCUCGACGGAUCGUAGGCAGCCCAAGAACACCUCUCAGCCCUGUUAAGUUCUCAGGGGCGGAGUGCUGGGCACGGAGCCCCCUCCUCCCUGGAGUCGGACCGAGUGUCCUCCAGUCCCCACAGGACCAGGCCAUGGAGCUGUCCACACCAGAGCAAAUGGACGUCACAACGAGCUCCGAGGCCUCCGCCCCCCUCCCCAUCCGUCAGCCCGCCGGGGUCAACCUGGCUCAGAUGAAGCAGCAGGCAUAUCCCGUCGUGGCCAAACGGCCUGAGCAUCUACGUAUGAACCUAUGACCCACCGCACCUCUUUAGGAGAGUUUAUUUCUUGACUCUUUAUUUUUUUUCUUUGUUGAUAUUUUUUUAAGAAACAAAGCAAAAACAUGGAUGCUAGAGACAAUUAAAUUCUGAAAUUGCACAUCCGCACACUACAUACACUGUCACAACCUGGAGUUUGUGCGUGGGUCUGGGACUCCAGCGUGCUUCAGUUAAAGUGCAACAUCACCAUCUCACCUCUGCUCCCACACCUCCGGUCUCAUGACCCUCGUCUUCUCUCUGAAAUGGACAAGUAGGACUGGAAAUGUUCUUUUGGGAGCUGUCGCCUUUGUUAAUCUGGGAGAUUAAUGGCAAUGAUGUAUCGUACGGUAUGCAAGCCGUUUUAAUCUAAAAUGCAGUCAAUCUUCGGUACAAGAGGACGUCCAAAGUGCUUUCUGCUGUUUGAUUGAAUGCCAGUGAGGACAUUGCUGCCAUAGGGGGGGUUCUGACAGUUCAGCUCCCUGCUUCUGAACAAAAUGGUAUUAUAGCUAAGGUUAUCAUGAAGAAAGAUCAAAGAAAUCCUCAUUUUUAGCAGCGUGCAAGCUGAGCUUCUGGUGUUGAUGAAUUAAGCUUUAUGUCUGAGGAUGUUUUAGAAAAUGGAUGAACUAUUGUGCUAAAAUCAGAUCGCCUAAAUUAAACCAGAAAAUACUGUGUUGACUUUUUACAUUCUUCUGGCAUGAAGUGGUUUAACUGAGACAGGAUCCAUGCUAUCAUCUGCUCUUCAGGCAGGCAGUGUUACAGGAUGUCUCUGGAUUAGUUGAGACUUAACUCGGCUUGAUCACAAUCACCACCUACACAUGAAACAGACCGUGGCGCUGCUUUGCGAGACCCCGCUCUUGGCUGUGGGUUCGGCCGUGACGAACAUCAGACCCCACGGACGGCUGGAAUGAUGCGCAUCAGAGACGGUGACACCAGUUGAUCUGGACGCCGUCUGCAGUUGUGAGGUUUAAAGCUCCAACGACUUACGAUAGCAUUUACAGCCUCUUGCAUCAGCGUUCACUUCUCUAGGAGGGAUUUUUAGAAUUCCUGAAAGGCAAGGAAAUUAUAAUAAAAUGUAAAAAAUUA
This is a messenger RNA of Cheilinus undulatus (humphead wrasse), 2702 nucleotides long. It is a transcript of the gene rps6kb1b, whose product is annotated as ribosomal protein S6 kinase b, polypeptide 1b. Lineage: Eukaryota; Metazoa; Chordata; Actinopteri; Labriformes; Labridae. The transcript is spliced from 15 exons. Bases 102 to 1619 code for a protein of 505 amino acids. Gene Ontology annotation, molecular function: protein serine/threonine kinase activity; ATP binding. Gene Ontology annotation, biological process: signal transduction; protein phosphorylation. The record is from RefSeq and is a predicted model, not a curated record.